Messenger RNA from Eucalyptus grandis, 1382 nucleotides. RefSeq lists its product as hypothetical. Lineage: Eukaryota; Viridiplantae; Streptophyta; Magnoliopsida; Myrtales; Myrtaceae. Gene Ontology annotation, biological process: lipid metabolic process. The coding region runs from base 75 to 1382 and encodes 435 amino acids. Gene Ontology annotation, molecular function: triacylglycerol lipase activity. The transcript is spliced from 5 exons. The record is from RefSeq and is a predicted model, not a curated record.
ACAAGAGUUUCUGCAGCAACUACUUGCUGUUGAGCCCAGAGAAAGCCGGUGUCAUCGAUCUCUUGCGCAUUCUGAUGUACAGCGAUGUGCACAAAAGGGAAUUCCUGGACUCCUCCGAGGAAGGAGAGGAGAGCUUUGAGCGGAGGUGGAUCAUGUUUGUAUCCAUUCUCGUGCAGAAGCUUCUGCUUCUUGUGGCCAAACCCCUGUCUUUGAUCGGGUCGGUGAUCAAGUUUUUGUUGAAUCUCUUGUCGAGCAAUCGGAACUUUGGAAGGCUUCUUGUCAACUGCUUUCGAGGGAAAGUAGUGAUGCCGGACAGAGAGUCUGGGAGCUAUACAUCCAUCGUUGGCUAUUUGGACAAGAGAGUGGAACUGGACAACCGCAUCAGGCCUGGGGACAGUGAGUACCAUGCGGCUCUCUCCAUGAUGGCUUCGAAAGUAUCUUAUGAGAACAAGGCCUACCUUCAAACAACGAUCACCCACCACUGGCAGAUGGAUUUCUUGGGGUCCUACAACUUUUGGAAUGAUUAUCAAAGGAAAGUAACCACACAUGCCUUCAUGCUACGGGACCGUGACACCAUCAUGGUCGCCUUCCGAGGCACGGAACCUUUCAAUGCGGCCGAUUGGUGCUUGGACUUUGACCUCUCACGGUACGAGUUACCAGGACUUGGGAAUAUCCAUGGCGGGUUCAUGAAAGCUCUAGGCCUCCAGAAGACCCUAGGUUGGCCGAAAGAGCUCGACCCACUUCUCAAAACCCCCGCGCCGUUCGCUUACUAUGCCAUAAGGGAGAAACUAAGGUCACUGCUUGGCGAGAACGACAACGUGAAGUAUGUGUUGACCGGCCACAGCUUGGGAGGUGCGUUGGCGAUACUCUUCCCAGCGAUCUUGGCCAUUCACGGGGAGACGUGGCUGAUGGAGAGAUUGGAGGGGGUCUACACCUUUGGUCAACCUAGGGUUGGAGAUGACAAGUUUGGGGAGUUCAUGGAGAGGGUCUUGAAAGAAUAUCGGAUUGCGUACUUUCGAUUCGUUUAUGCCAAUGACAUUGUGCCUAGGUUGCCUUUCGAUGAUUCAGCUUCCAUGUUCACGCACUUUGGGCGUUGUUGCUAUUUCAAUAGCAAAUAUGAAGGGAAGGUCAUCCCAGAAGAACCGAACAAGAACUACUUCUCGCCUCUACCAAUGAUACCGAUGAUGAUAAAUGCGUGGUAUGAGCUCAUGAGAAGCUUUGUUAUUACUUGGGAGAAGGGACCAAGCUACAAGGAAGGAUUGUUAUUGAGGAUUGUUAGAGUGAUUGGCCUGCUGAUUCCAGGGAUACCUGCUCAUACUCCUCAGGAUUAUGUAAAUUCUACAAGAUUAGGAGGGUCUCAGCUAUUCCUACACCAACAAUGA